Molecule: messenger RNA, 1914 nt
Organism: Schistocerca gregaria
Lineage: Eukaryota; Metazoa; Arthropoda; Insecta; Orthoptera; Acrididae
Product: adenylate kinase 7-like
Exons: 12
Coding region: 72-1763 (563 amino acids)
Biological process (GO): nucleobase-containing compound metabolic process
Cellular component (GO): cytoplasm
Molecular function (GO): ATP binding; AMP kinase activity
Source: RefSeq, a predicted model, not a curated record
UCAAAACAAUAGUGAUUGCAACUGGUGUAAGCUACGGCUAUGAAGAAGAAGUUUUACAUUUCCUUUUCAAGAUGGCAUGGCAUAACAAACCAGAACUGCCAGUUUUUGGGAGUGGUCGUAACCACAUACCACUUAUUCAUGUGAAGGAUAUUGCCAUAUUGAUUUAUUUAUUGUUAGAGGAUUUUCCAAAAAAACGGAAGUAUAUUUUGGCUGUGGAACAAAUAUCAUCACCCCUGAGGAAAAUUGUCAAGGCAGUAAGUAAAGGACUGACAACUGGUGAAUAUAAGAAGGUGCCUAAAGAAGAAGCUUUCCUUAUUCCUUCACUGACACAACAGAUAUUUGAAAUGCUUACUGUUAAAUUGAAAAUGGAAUCAAUUUUCCUGUCUGGUGAGAGCCUUGGAAUGAAGUGGCACUCAGAACCAGGUUUCGUCGACAACAUUCAAAAUGUUGUAACUGAAUAUAGAAAUGCUAGAAAGCUUAAGCCUCUUAAAUUGGUUAUUCUUGGCCCUCCAGCAUCUGGAAAGACGACUGUUGCAAAACAAAUUGCUGCAAACUAUGAACUUCAUUAUCUUCAAAGUCAGGAGGUCAUCCAGUUUGCUAUCGACAAAAUGAAAAGUAAAAUAGAGAAAUUGAAAAUGGAAGAAGAAGAACGAGAAAAGCAAGAAGCAGUGGAGAAGGUGAACGAAGAUGAUGAAGAAGGAGGAGAAGAGGAAGAAGAGGAGGAAGAGGAAGAGGAAGAAGAAGAAGAAAAAGAAACCAUAGAUGACAUCACUGCUCGUUUGGAAGAAUUAACAACAGAAAUGGCUGAAAACAUGGGACGCUUAUCAGAGGAGACUAUGAUUCGGUUAUUAAAGGAGCGUAUGCUUUCAGCCCCAUGUCAGAAUCAGGGAUAUGUACUUGAUGGUUAUCCAGAACUGUUAUGGCAAGCUAAAGAACUUUUUGGCCUUGGAGAAGGUGAAGAAGAAGAAGCAGCAGGCGAGGAGGAAGAGGAGGAAGCUCCAUUGAAUUAUGAUCGCCGUAUAAUGCCAGAAUUUGUAAUAAGUCUGGAAGCCAGUGAUGAGUUCUUGUGUAACAAAGUGAUGCUGCUGCCUGAAAGCGUUGUGCAAAACACGCAUUAUGCUGAAGAGCCCAUGCUGCAAUGCCUCAGUGAAUAUAGGAUGAACAACACAGAUGAUACCACAGUACUCAACUUUUUUGAUGAAAUGGAAGUUCAUCCUAUACUAAUAUCUGUUGAAGAAGACUUAAGUCCUACUUUAAACACAAUAGUUGAAACUAUAAGUGAGAAAAUUGGCAAGCCACGCAACUAUGGCCCAACAGAGGAAGAGCUUGAGAUGCUUGCAUGGAAAGCAGAACAAGAAAGAAAACAAAAGGAAGAAGAAGACCUGGAAAGAAGGAAAGAAGCAGAAAGAAUAGCCCAUGAAACACACAUGCAAAAAAUGGAGGAAUGGGUUCGUCUCAUGGAUGCUAUGAAACAAGAAGAAGAGGAGAUGCUGGCUAUACAGUCACUACCAUUGCGUCAUUACCUUAUGAAAUAUGUAUUUCCUACACUAACAAAGGGUCUAAUGCAGGUUGCUCAAAUACGUCCUAGUGACCCCAUAGAUUAUCUGGCUGAAUAUUUAUUCAGAGAAAAUCCAGAAGGCAAAAUGUUGGAGCCACAUUAUCAUCCAGCUGCCGAGGAACUCUUUGCAUCCAUUAAGAAAUUUCAAAGUAUUGCAAAAAAAAGUGGGGAAGGAGGCCAGUCCACUGAUACUGAGUCGAAGUAACAGCUGACUAUCACAUUUAGACUCUAUUGUUAAUGAAGUGUCAAAGCCUGUUUGCUUGCUUUAUGAGUGAAUUGUAUCCAAUAUUUUGCUCUCAGAAGAGAAGGUCAUAAAAUAAUUUUAUUUGUCAUAAAUAAAAACUGUUCAUGUUUUA